Molecule: messenger RNA, 1470 nt
Organism: Magallana angulata
Lineage: Eukaryota; Metazoa; Mollusca; Bivalvia; Ostreida; Ostreidae
Exons: 5
Coding region: 91-1107 (338 amino acids)
Source: RefSeq, a predicted model, not a curated record
UACUCCGAAUCGUCAUUGGGUUUGGUCAUUAGUCAUACCAUAUAUAAUGUCAUCCUAGUUUUCCAGAAUCAAUUCAGCCGUUGAUCGCCCAUGAUGUCCUAUUAUGAGACACGCAUAUCAGUGAUGCAGAAAGUUCUUUGGAUUAUCAUUUUUCUGAGUUAUCAAUGUUCUUCCACAGGAGAAGACUGUUUAAAAUCAGGAAACAAUAGCAAAUGCUGUGCAGACUUUUUUAUGAAAGAAGGAAAAUGCACCCCUUGUCCAAAUGGAUAUUUUGGACCAAAUUGCGAUUUCACAUGUCCCUAUCCUAGUUAUGGACGUCGGUGUGUGGAAGGAAACUGCGAUUGCCCGAAAGACUUAUGUAGCCCAGAAACCGGAUGUGUUUAUCAACCAAUCACUCAGAACUAUUUUGCCGACAUAUCCUUUGAAAAAAGCACAUCUGCAGAAGAGAAUAAUUUAAUAAUCACUGAACAAAAGAAUAAAUACAGUGGCGAUAAAUUUGAUUCCAAAAAGAGUGAGUCUUCAUCAACAGUGGUGGUUGUAAUUUCAGUCUUUUGCAGUCUUAUUAUUAUAUCGCUUGUUAUUGUUAUGGUACUUCAAAUGAAAGGCAAAUUACUUUCGCACAAUCAAAUAUUUUUAUCAAACCGAAGAUCCCGAGUGAUCAGUCAACGUCAUGUUGAUACAUAUUGCGAGAUUGAUGAGAAAAACAUGGAAAAAACAGAAUGCAACAAAUUAGAUGUAGUUGAAAUUUAUGAAUCAAUCGAUUAUUCAAAUAAAAAUGAAAUAAAAUAUACAGAGCUUCCAAAGAGGAAAGGAGUUUCAAAUGAGAAGAGGAAGCUUAUGUCUACAAUUUUAAUGACGAAGAUCUUGGAUGAUGAUGAUGAUGAUGAUGAUGAUAUAAAUAUUGCUAUUCAACACGAUGUUAAAAGUGGAGAAAAGCAGGUUAACAGGACUGAACCCGAAAUACAAAUGAGAAAAGACAAGGUUGAUCUUGACACUUUCUCAAAAAGAAAGAGAAAGACCUCUAGCAACAUCAGCGGAUACAUCGAUAUGGAGAAGAAGGAUCCGAAAGAUUACGUGUCUAUGAAUGCUGAAAACAAAGGGUUAUAAACACAUUCUGAUCCAAACCUUUGAAGGAAUUACAGAUCAUAAUCUGCAAAUGUACAUAUUAAGCUGUAUGCCUAUCAAAAGAUUGUUCAACAUGUAUAUCGACAUUAAAUAAUGAAGUAACAAGAACGUAUAUAUUGUUGAAAAAUAUCAAGUUUUUAUUUCAAAAAUGAUUUAAAUUGUUUUGUAAGGUAGAUGUUAACCUACUAAUACAUCAAUUAACGUUGAUUAUUUUCUAAGAAUUAUGUACUAAUGUAAUCAUAUAAAUUAAGUACUUUCGGAUAGUUUAUUGAAAUAUAUUCUUAUCAAUGUCUCAAAGACAAUCAAAAACGAAUAUUACUACCAAUGAUUUUAAAAAAUAUAUUU